AUGGCUAUCAGUGCUGCGGCAGGAGGUGCUUUUAAGUUGGCUUCAAGUUCUGUGCAGGGGUGUGGGAAGAACAAUGAAUCGAUGACAGAAGGAGAGGAUGGGAUUUCUUCGGAUGUUCUAUUCUUGCCGUCUUAUGAGGAAGAGAAAUGUCUCUACUACGGUUACACAUGUAUAUUUUCUUUGGAAGGUCUGGUGACCCGAUAUCUGCAGAUUGACUGCGAGUGGAAAUAUUACAACCUAUCAGCACUCAGCGAGCGGCCGCCAGCGUACGCUCAGAUUAAGAUGGGCGAUCUCUUCUACACCCCCCAUGUCCGGCGGAAGAGGGACAUACAGGCUGCAGUGCACAUGUACACUAUGGCUGCUUUACAGCGAGAGCCUCAGGGUCUGUAUAAUCUGGGGAUCCUAGUAGAGGAAGGGGUCUCUCUUCCCCACUCCAUGCUACGCAAACUUGGUUUCAACAGUUCUGUCUGUGCCAGCAACUACACCAUUGUCAUGGAGCUGUACAGAAGAUGUCGGGAUCAUGAGAAGGAAGAUUCGUAUGUGCCGUGUAGCCUGGCUCUCCUGAACAUCCACCUGCAGUAUGUCUGGACAUUUCAUGGUCCCCUCCUCAAGUUUUCCAGUGUGGCCGCCAUCGCCAUUGUCACAGCGCUCAGUCUGAUGACAAUUUUUGGAAGAUGUCAAAACGCAGCGAGACGCCUUCAGCUGUCUGUAUGAUGG
This is a messenger RNA of Nanorana parkeri, 717 nucleotides long. RefSeq names its product protein sel-1 homolog 3-like. Bases 1 to 714 code for a protein of 237 amino acids. NCBI's taxonomy places the organism in Eukaryota, Metazoa, Chordata, Amphibia, Anura, Dicroglossidae. The transcript is spliced from 6 exons. Gene Ontology annotation, molecular function: protein binding. The record is from RefSeq and is a predicted model, not a curated record.